AUGGCCGAGAUGAGUAGUAGAGGACAAGAGAUUGCAAUCGUUGGCACCGGCUGCCGACUCCCUGGCGACGUAACUAAUCCAUCCAAAUUAUGGGAUCUCAUACGAAGUCCGCGUCAACUUGCUGAGCCCAUCCCGCCAGAUCGAUUCAGUUUGCCAGGAUUUUACCAUCAGAAUGGGCAAUAUCAUGGCCAUGAAAAUGUCAAAGAAGCAUAUUUCUUGGCUGGCGAUGGGGUCUACCGACGAUUUGACUGCUCUUUCUUCGGCAUUAGUCCCGCCGAGGCAAACACGUUAGAUCCCCAGUCACGACUGCUUCUAGAAACAGUAUACGAAGCUCUGGAAUAUGCAGGAAUUACGGUAGAAGAAUUGCGAGGUUCUAAUACGGCUGUAUUUGCUGGUCAGAUGGUAGCCGAUUAUGAACAAGUCAUGCUACGGGACACUGAGUUCAUGGCAACGUAUCAUGCUACUGGGACUUCAAGGGCACUUUUGGCCAACAGGGUAUCCUACUUCUUUGAUUGGCAUGGCCCGUCUAUGACGAUUGAUACGGCAUGCAGUUCUAGCCUGGUUGCUGUCCACGAGGCCGUUCAACAACUACGUUCCGGAAACUCUCGAGUAGCUAUAGCCGCGGGUGCAAAUCUGAUCUUUGAUCCGCAGUGCUUUAUCGCUGAGAGCACACUUCAUAUGCUAUCCCCUGAUGGUCGCUCUCGCAUGUGGGAUACAGGGGCCAAUGGAUACGCCCGCGGCGAGGGCAUUGCAGCCGUAGUGCUAAAAACCCUAGAUGAUGCUUUAAGAGAUGGUGAUCACAUUGAGUGCAUCAUCCGAGAAACAGGGGUGAACCAAGACGGUAGAACACCUGGGAUAACAAUGCCGAACGCAGCCGCUCAGGCGCAGCUCAUUCGAGAAUGCUACACGCGCUCCGGCCUAAAUCCGUUCAACCCUGAUCAACGGCCUCAAUACUUCGAAGCUCAUGGAACUGGGACGCCUGCUGGCGAUCCAAUUGAGGCCGAAGCCAUUAGCUCGGCUUUUUGGCCACCAGAAGCGGGCACAAUUGAUAAUUCAGGGCGACUCUUAGUGGGUAGCAUCAAGACAGUUGUUGGUCACACCGAAGGAACCGCUGGUCUUGCUGGAAUUCUGAAGGCUUCUUUAGCGUUGCAAAACUCUAUCAUCCCACCGAACCUCCUGUUCGAGAGACUUAACCCUAAAAUUAUGCCAUUUUAUACGCAUCUAGAGGUUCCAACGACCGCAUCAACGUGGCCAGCAGUCUGUCAAGGGAAUCCUCGUCGGGCCAGUGUAAACAGUUUCGGGUUUGGUGGUACUAAUGCCCAUGCCAUUCUUGAAAGCUAUGAACCAGACCAAUCGCGUGGAACAUAUAAAGGGCCAGUUGCUGUACCAUUUGUCUUCUCAGCCGCCUCAGAAACAUCACUGCGCAUAUACUUGACUGACUUUUGUAACUACGUGGCAAAAAAUGCAGCCCACCUCAAUCUCUACGACCUUGCCUUCACUCUUCAUAGUCGGCGGACUCGCUUGGAUGUGGCUAUAUCAGUCACUGCUUCGACCACUGACGAUUUAAUAGCCCAGUUGAAUGAGAAGCUUCAAGUCGCACAGGCAAAUUCGGAGCAAACGAUCGGAAUUAGAAGUUCUUAUCGAAAUCUGGAUGCUAACCGACCCUCUAUUCUCGGCAUAUUUACUGGCCAAGGUGCUCAGUGGGCACAAAUGGGAUACGACUUAAUUACAGCCUCUUCUUUUGCAAGACGUAUCGUGACAACCCUCGAGGAAAGACUUAGCCGUUUACCUAUCCGUGACCGACCGUCAUGGUCGCUGUUGCAAGAACUCCAGAAGGAUCAACACACAUCUCGUAUCAACGAGCCAUCUAUUUCGCAACCAUUAUGCACUGCUAUCCAGAUUCUCCAGGUUGAACUUAUGCGUGCGGCAGGGGUAAAAUUCACUGCAGUCGUUGGCCACUCAUCUGGAGAGAUUGCUGCUGCUUAUGCAGCAGGGCUCAUCUCAUCGGAAAAUGCAAUCUGCAUCGCAUAUUAUCGUGGCCUGCACGCCCAGUUAGCACCGCUAGGAGCGAUGAUGGCGGUUGGUACUUCUACAGAGGACGCACAAGAGCUUUGCGAUGCCCCCGAGUUCCAGAAUCGUGCGUGUAUUGCGGCAGUCAACUCAGCAACUAGCGUCACAGUCGCUGGCGAACAAGAUGCCAUUGAAGAGCUCAAAAUAAUAUUCGAAGACGAAGGGAAAUUUGUUAGAACGCUCAAAGUAAACAAGGCAUAUCAUACUGAUCAUAUGCGAUUCUGUUCGAGCGCAUAUCUGAACUCUCUUGAAGAAUUGAAUAUCGAGAUCCGUCCGUGUAACCAGACAUUAUGGUACUCCAGCGUCCACGGCAGCAUUGUUGACGACUUGGAACUCCUCAAAGGUCGAUAUUGGGACCAGAAUAUGGUCCAGCCCGUACUUUUCAUGAAAGCAAUUGAAAAUGCGCACGCUUCUCAUGGCCCGUUCGACCUUGCGAUCGAAAUUGGACCCCAUCCAGCACUUAAAGGAGCCGCCUUGGAGACUAUUGGAGAUGCGUCCGAUCAGACCAUUCCAUACACAGGAGUAUUUAGCCGCAACAAAUCUUCUAUGGAAUCUAUCGCGAUUAGUCUGGGUCAUGUCUGGACUCACUUGGGAAAAGACUCAGUCAACCUGCAAGCAUAUAACAAGGCCAUCUCCGGAUCAAGUUGUAAACUGAUAAAAGGCCUUCCAGCAUACGCAUGGAAUCAUGACAAGGAAUAUUGGCAUGAGUCUCGAUAUGCACGAGCUAUACGUUUACGUCCAGGACCUGUUCACGAGCUUCUAGGUCAUGUUACACCUAAUAGCACUAAGGAGGACAUUCAGUGGCGCCAUAUUUUACGUCCCACCGAGAUCCCUUGGCUGUUCGGCCAUAAAUUACAAGGUCAAAUAGUUUUUCCCGCUGCAGCAUAUAUCGUGCUGGCUAUGGAGGCUUCGGUCGCAUUAUGUGAAGGAAUUCCAGCUACUCUUAUUGAAGUGAUGAAUGUGGAUAUUGGUCGCGCUCUGACUUUUGAUGAUGACGACUCUAGUGUAGAAGCCAUAUUUUCAGUGACGGACAUCUCACGGCAGCAAAAGCCGACUCCCAUCAUCUACGCGAAUUUCAAAUACUCUGUAUCAAGCAAGGGAGAUUCACUCGGAAUUGUUGCUCGUGGGAAUUUACGAAUCAGACUCAGCAGCCAGCACACUGAUGAUGUCCUUCCGGUUAGACGGCCGCGCCCCCCUAACCUUCUCAAAGUCCGUGCGAGCGACUUUUAUUCCUCACUUCAAGAACUUGAAUAUGACUACUCCGGACCAUUCGCGGCACUGGACCAGAUUGAAAGAAAACUUGGGGCGGUGACUGGCUAUAUUUCCAAUCUCGAGCCAUCCAAAUUGUUGAUACAUCCUGCUAUAUUAGAUGUGGCAUUUCAGACAGCCCUUCUCACCCAUUCGGCCCCCGGCGAUGGUGCACUCUGGUCACUACACGUUCCCCGGCGGGUGAGUGUUGUGAGUGUGAACCCAAAUCUCUGUUUGGCAGAGUUAACCAAGGGCGACGCACUCCCUUUCGAUUCGACUCGUCUGCAAAACACAGGCAAAGGUGUUGUUAGCGCCGACAUCAGCAUCUAUCCAAGAGACACAAAUCACGCUAUGAUUCAGAUCGAGGGACUUGAAUGUACCCCUUUUGCAGAGGCAACAAGCAAGGAUGAUAAAGAGCUGUUUUCUACUGUAGUUUGGGACGUUUUAAACCCGGACGUCCAGUUAGCAGCCCCCGAUAUCUCCAGCAAGGUUAAACAGCUUGACUUAGUUGGCCUCCUUGAACGUAUAGCUGGGUUUUACCUGCGCAUUUUAGAUAGGGGCGUCCCAGAGAGCCAUUCCGCAAGAAUGGGUGGGCCCUAUAGGCCGUUGUUCCAUUUUGCGGCACAUGUCAUUGCUCAAUCCCAAUCUGGAGAACUCCAGCAAUGGCAACCUGAAUGGGAACAGGAUACAUACGAGCAGAUAGUUACAGCGUGUAAACCCUACGAAGACUUAAUAGAUGUGAGGCUUCUCCAUGCGGUUGGUCGGAACAUCCUUCAAAUAGCACAAGGUGAAGAAUCGGCAUUCGAAAUCGCCAUGAAAGACAACCUCCUAGGCCAAUAUUAUGAGAAAGGCGAAGCAUCGGGAACUUACCAUCGCAUACUAGCCCGAACAGUAAAACAGAUCGCCCACCGGUAUCCUCGUAUGGAUAUCAUGGAAAUAGGCGCUGGAACGGGGGCGUGCACACAAGCCAUAUUUCGCGAAGUCGGGAGUUUAUUUUCAUCUUAUACCUUCACCGAUAUCUCGACUGGAUUAUUCACCUUAACGCAAACAUGGCCUAGCACGUAUCUCAACAAGAUGAUACUCAAACCUUUCGACGUCACUCAAGACCCUUGCGCACAAGGCUUUGCGGAGCACUCAUUUGAUCUCGUCGUAGCGUCCAACGUUCUACAUGCCACCCCAUGUCUAGAACAGACAUUACGAAAUGUCCGACGCUUACUGAAGCCUGGUGGAUCUCUAAUUAUGGUAGAGAUGAUCCCCCCACACCCAUCUUUCUUCGGGCUUAUGUUUGGCGUCUUCCCAGGCUGGUGGCUUGGUCAUGGUGAAGGACGCACAUUCUCCCCAGGCCUUCGCUUAGACGAAUGGGACCAUUUACUUCGCGCCACGGGCUUCUCGGGGUGUGAUAGUACUACCCCGGGAUCUGAUAACCCUUUGAUGCCCUUGGAGGUAAUCGUUUCGCAAGCCACUGAUGACAAAAUUGCUUUUCUUCGAAGCCCUCUUUUGGACGGACCCCAACCAUCCGAUUCCAGGGUGAUCGAAGAUCUCCUUGUACUUGGCGGAAAUGGCGUUCAAACAGCGGGUCUAAUGACUCGAAUCAAGCCACAACUAUCCAGGUACUGCGGCAGGCUGAGAACAAUACGCUCAUUAUCCGAUCUUGCUACUUGUAGGAUUGAAUCUUCGACAACAAUUCUAAGCCUAAUAGAUCUAGAUAUAGCAGUAUUCCAAGACCUGGACAGUUCUAAAUGGGAAGCGAUAAAAGGAUUGCUUGUAGAUGUUGGUGCACUUGUUUGGAUCACAGUUGGCCGUUUGGCAGACAAUCCCUACGCAAAUAUGAUGGUUGGCCUGGUCCGUUCCGCCGUGCGCGAAAUUCCCACUCUUGAUUACUGCUUUCUAGAUUUCGAAGAUGAAAGACAAAUCGAUGAAAAAAUCAUAGCAGAGUCAGUGCUGCGACACCAAGCAGCAACCCGUUGGCGCAAGCAAGACAAUAUCCACUUCACCGCCGAGACUGAGCUAGUAAUCGACGCAAGAGGAAAGACGUUAAUCCCUCGUCUGGUAAAUAAUAGAGAGAUGAAUGAUCGAUAUAACUCGUCGCGGCGUACAAUAUUGACGCAACUGCCACGGUAUAAUCGCAACAUGUGCAUUGAAGCAGAUGGCCAAGGCUGGAAUAUCGCCAACAUUCCAAUGCCCGGUCAAACUACUGAGAUACCUCGGAUUCAUGUUGAGUAUUCACUCUUAUCUCCCAUCCGAGUUGCCCAACACGGCUGCAUGUUUGUGGUACUCGGGGAAGACAGUGUUUCCGGACACCAAGUAGUAGCUCUGUCCACUAUGAACGCAUCAACGAUUCUUCCUUUUGCCGGAUUUUCCAUACCCGUUCAAAUCGAAAAGGGCUCUGGUUCGGGAUUUCUAAAAUUAGUCGUGCAUUACAUUCUAGCGUCUUUCAUCCUUGAAGGCCUAUCUGAAGGAGACAAAAUUGUCGUCCAUGAACCUGACCCCUAUUUCGCGGAAGUCCUCUCAAGUGAAGCGACUUCUCUCGGAGUAGAAACUACAUUCACUACACAUAUAAGUAGUACUGAUCCCUUGAGACAUGACUGGUUGCAAAUACAUAAAAACGCUUCAGAAAGCUCUCUAUUCCCAGUGUUCCCUAACAACAUCUCUACGUUCGUCGAUUUUGCUGCGGAAAAAGAAGUCGAGUCCGUGAUCUCCCACAUCUGUUCCCAAAUAUCACCUUAUUGCCGACUUGAGACCCGUGAGACACUUUUUGGCAAAAAUGCAUGGAAACCCUUUGGGUCCUAUGCUAAGAAAGUUUCCAAUCGCGUACAUUGGGCGGUCAUUCAUGCUCAGCACUCCUUGGUAGGAGCCAAUGAGCUCCCACCAAGUCCGUCGACAACAACAUUGAAGGGUCUUUCAGAACUUGAUAGAGAAUUAGCUGUUGAUAUGAUUAUUGAUUGGACCCUGGAUACUGACCCUCCUGUUAGAGUCAUGCCCAUAGACACACAAGUGUCUUUCUCUAGCAAUAAGACGUACUGGCUCGUUGGUUUGAGUGGUGGACUUGGUCUCUCAACAUGCGACUGGCUCAUCCAGCACGGGGCCAGAUACGUCGUAAUAUCUAGCCGCAAUCCGAAUAUUGACCAAGCUUGGCUAGAUGAGGCACGGUCUCUAGGCGCGGUUAUCAAGAUAGCUUCUUGCGACAUUACUAAUAGGCAUGAAGUAUUGACUCUUCAUAAUGAUAUUUGUUCAACCAUGCCGCCGAUUGCGGGCGUUGCUCAAGGCGCAAUGGUGUUGGAGGAUACGCCUAUACGAAACAUGAGCCUAGAUGACCUACUAAAGGUCACCAAGCCUAAAGUGCAAGGUAGCGUUCAUUUGAACGAUCUUUUCCAGGGCGAUACAUUAGACUUCUUCAUAUUCUUCUCCUCGGCAACUUCGAUCAUUGGGAAUCCUGGCCAGGCGAAUUAUUCCGCUGCCAAUUUGUUUAUGUCUAGCUUGGCAGAACAACGUCGGCGUCGCGGGUUGGCCGCCUCUAUUAUAAACAUCGGCCCUAUCUUCGGAGUUGGCUACAUCGCCCAAGUUACAGAUGAUAGCAGAUUCCGCAAAAAUACCAUCAAAUCUGGAGGGUAUCUUCGCACUUCCGAAUCUGAUUUUCACCAAUUACUUGCAGAAGCCGUGGUAGCAAGUCGGCCGAACCCAUCUAUGCCAACAGAGCUCGUAAGUGGCAUCAGAAGCGUGAACCCACAAGAGCGCGACCAGCCUAUGUGGGAAUCUGAGCCACUUAUGAGCCAUUUCGUGCGAAAUCAAGAACAUAUUGGCAAUGCUGAAACCAAUUCCAAUUCUACAUCUUCGUUUAAAUCGCGUCUUGCGGAAGCUGAGACGGAAGAUGCGAUUUAUAGUAUUAUCGAAGAUGCAUUCCGAGUGAAAGUCCUAACGUUAUUCCAACUCGAUCCUCUAGGAGGCGUCGAAAAUAAUCUCAUUGGUAUGCGCCUAGACCAAAUGGGCAUCGACUCACUUUCGGCCGUCGAAAUUCGCAGCUGGUUCCUAAAGGCGUUAGAGGUGAACAUCCCUGUCCUCAAGAUACUCAACGGCGCUACUGUGGGAGAAUUGAUCGCCAUAGCGACAGAGAAGAUCCCAUCACGAUUAGUCCCAUCCAGAAAGGUUGAGUAUUCGCUACAGGAAGUUGGUUCAGAAGACACUUCCGGUAGGAUAGAUGAUAUCGAUACACCCAGCACGCCUCUCAGUGCGGCCAGUACUUAUGAUGAGAAAGAAUCAUUAACUACUGAUCAACAAUCAGAGCAUAUGAAAGGCAGCCUUUCACCUUAUAGUCAGACUAGCUCUUCCCCUCGACGAUCAUUCCCAUUAUCAUAUAGCCAGGAAUUGUUCUGGUUCGUUUGGGCGUCCAUGGAAGAUAAAACAAGUAUCAACCAUACUGGACUGGCUAAGGUGACGGGCAGGAUAGAUGUUGCGCGGCUGCAAGAAGCGGCCCAUAUUGUAGGACUGCAGCAUGAAUCCCUCAGGACAAGUUUCUUCGAGGAGGACGGUAAACCGAUGCAGCGAGUCUUAAACCAAUGCACUCUACACCUAGAGCAUCAAGUGAUACGCGAAGACAGCGAGGCAUCCGAGAUAGCAAAAUCGCUCCGUGAACACGUCUUCGAUGUGUAUCGAGGGGAGGCAAUGCGCUUGUUGCUACUAUCUCGCUCGGAAACUAAACACUUCCUUGUGUUUUGUGUUCAUUCCCUAGCGAUGGAUGGCACUUCCUUCCAAGUUUUCCUAGCGGAGCUUAUGAGAUACUACACAUACCCGAAUUUACAACGAAAUGCAAGACAGGCCUUGGACUACUUCGAGGAUCAACAUAUUCAGGUUGCUGCAGGUGCAUUCGAGAGCGAGUUGCAAUUCUGGAAGACCGAGCUCGCCGAGCUACCUCCACCACUACCGAUCCUCAGCUUGUCAAAAUUAGUGUCGCGGCCGAUUUCAACAGCCUAUGCGAACGAACGAAUUAUGUUUAGGAUCGGUAUAGACACUAAGAGGAAAAUACAAGACGUAUGUCGUCGCUACGGAGUAACACCUUUUCACUUUUAUUUAGCGGCUUUCCGAGCCCUUCUAUCAAGAUACGCCAGUGAUGCGGAAGACAUCUCGAUCGGAAUUGCCGACGCCAACCGUUCCGACGAUGAAAUGAUGGAGGUUAUCGGUACCUUCGUGAACUUGCUUCCUAUCCGCCUUCGUUCCAAAUCGUCCACAAAGUUUGAGAAUCUGUUGAAAGAUGCACGGCGCAAGACAUACGAUGCACUGGCAAACUCCAAGCUUCCAUUUACGGCCCUCCUAAACGAAUUGAAUGUCCCACGGUCCGCAACAUGUACUCCUAUAUUCCAAUGCUUCGUUGAUUACAGACAAGGUCAGCAGGAGAAGGUCAAUUGGGGCGACACCCAACUUCAGUGGCUCGACUUUGAAAAUCCGAAAAUGCCCUAUGACGUUGCCCUCGACAUAAUUGAUAGCCCGAAUGAUGAGUGCGUCCAUAUACUUCAAGUGCGGAAAGACAUUUACGGUAGCUCUGGAGCAGAGUGGCUCUCGAAGAGCUACAAGCAUCUAGUAGAUGCCUUCGCUGCAGAUCCUUGUGUAUCUCUAGAUACGCCGCAGAUCUUCGACCCUUCAGAUUCUCAAGAUGCUCUUCAAUUUAGCAAAGGCCCAUCGUACAAUUCAUUGUGGCCAGAGACAGUAAUCCAUAGGAUCGACCAGAUGGUGCAAGAGAGAGCACAUGAACCUGCAGUACGGCAAUGUAAUCAAGUGCAACACACAUAUCAGGACGUGUCAAGAGUCGCGAGUGCGAUAUCUAUUGCAUUGCAAGCUACUGGUGUCACCCCCGGCUCUCCAAUUGCAGUUUUACAAGAACCGACUGCUCAUUGGAUUUCCUCUAUCCUUGGGAUAUUUCGUGUCGGCGCAGUAUAUCUGCCCCUUGAUUUGAACCUACCAUGGCGCCGCCUUCAGGACAUGGUAAAGAACUGCCAGGCCCCGGUCAUUCUCGUAGAUGAGCAUACUCGGCAGUACGCAAGGAAGUUAGGGUUCUCAGAUAUUCGGACUAUUGACGUAUCAGCUCUCCUCCCAACUGAUGUCGAAAUACCGAUCGAGGCCACCCCUGAUGGAUUAGCUGCUAUAAUGUAUACCAGCGGGUCUUCAGGUACCCCGAAAGGCAUCAUGUUGAAGCACCAGGGUCUGAAGACAUGGACUGAAGACAUUCUUCAACUUUGCGAUCUGGGGGCUGAAAGAGUUUUGCAACAAACAUCGCCAACGUUUGAUAUGUCGCUUCUUCAAAUUCUACUACCCCUCUGCAACGGAGGUAGUAUUUCACUUGUCCCAAGACAAGCCCGUGGAGACGCCUGCGCUAUCUCGAAGUUAAUGGCCGAGCACGAAAUUACCUUGACUGGUGGGACACCAUCCGAAUAUUCGUCUUGGAUGAACUAUGGCAAACGCGAGCUCCUCCUCUGCACCAAAUGGAGGACGGCUAUUAGUGGCGGCGAAGCUGUUUCCGGGGUGCUUUUAGGGCAAUUGGCGUCUCUAGAACACAUAGGCCCACGAUUUUACAACUGCUACGGCCCCACGGAGACUUCGCUUUGUGCGACGUGCAUACAAAUCCCUUACGCAGGCCCUCAUAUAUCUGGCUUUUCCGAAUCCAUUAGUGUCGGCUGUCCGUUGCCUGGUUACUCGAUUUAUGUAGUUGACAGAGACAUGCGUCCAGUUCCUGUAGGCAUACAGGGCGAGAUUUACAUCGGCGGACUUGGUGUCGGCGGUGGAUAUAUUAAUCAGCCCAGCUUGACAGCUGAGAAAUUCGUCCCUGACAUAUUUGCUACUCCCGAUGAGCAUGAGAAAGGUUGGACCACCCUUCAUCGCACGGGCGAUGUUGGUCGAUGGCAAGAGAACGGUACCUUACUCGUGGAAGGUCGUAUAAUCGGAGAUAACCAAGUCAAAUUACGUGGCUUGCGCAUAGAUCUCGGUGAGGUUGAGCGAGGAGUUGCCCUUGCCGCCGAAGGGAUUGUCGCCGAAACGGUGGUAACGACAAGGCGAUCGUCGCCUUCGAGCCCGGAAUUUCUUGUAGCCCACGUGGUAUUAAGGCAAAGACAUGGAGUGAAUACCCCCAGUAAUAACGACGUAAACCUGAUUAACGAGCGGCUCACCACCUACCUACCUCAAUAUAUGUGCCCAGCUGCCAUUAUACCCAUACCAAGCCUCCCGAAAACGAAUUCGGCGAAAAUUGACAGAAGGGCCGUGAAAGCACUACCUCUUCCGGAGAUUACAGAGAUUCCGACGACUGGUAAUAUGGAGAUAAUCGAUGCAAUGACGGACCUAGAAAAACGCGUCAAAGUCAUAUGGCAAGAGGUCAUCUCCAGUCCGAUCUCCAGCCUACACGGCCCUAUCAUUGCAGAGACGGACUUUUUCCAAAUAGGAGGCAAUUCGCUACUACUCCUCGGCCUACAGAAGAAAAUCCGAGAGACUUUUUCCGUCGAGAUUCCAAUCAUACGCAUGUUUGGGUGCAGCAAGCUGGGUGACAUGGCAAGUUGGAUUUACAAUCACAACAAGCAACCGAACCAAAUACUCGACACCACCACUCAAUCCCCGACUUUGAUCGAUUGGGAAGAAGAGACCAGUCUACCUCCAGCCCUAUUAGAUACAGUACCACCUCGGCCAAAAGAACUUGGUGACCUAAGAGUUGUCAUAAUCACGGGCGCAACCGGAUCUUUGGGUCGCAGUAUCUUAGAAGCGCUAAUUGCGCAUCCACAAAUCGAGCGGGUGCACUGUAUCGCAGUUCGAAGCGUCGUGGGCCGUCACGACAUCUUGAAUUCAGAGAAAAUCUUCCUCCACGAAGGCGAUCUUGCUUUUCCGCGAUUAGGAUUGCCGGAAGAAACCGCAGAGCACAUCUUUAGUGAAGCGGACGCAAUCAUCCACAAUGGUGCGGAUAUGUCGUAUGCGAAGACUUACGAUUCGCUUCGCGCAUGCAAUUUACAGUCUACGAAGGAGCUAGCGAGGAUGAGUUCGCGGUAUAGGAUACCUUUCCAUUAUAUAUCUACGUUGUCCGUCGGACACGUCAUUGCGGAUGCCAAAGCUGCCACAAAUGUUGUGGACGUGCGCCACCAGGACGACGGAAAGGACGAAAGAUUUGUCUUCGGUCCCGUUUCAGUGGCUGCCUACACGCCAGUAAAUGUACCUUCGACCGCGAACCGCUCUGUAAACGUUGCGCAGGGGUAUAUCGCGUCUAAGUGGGCUAGCGAACGCUUUCUCGAGCGCAUUCAUGAACGGUUUUCUGACUGGCCGAUUUACAUACAUCGUCCGAGCCUGAUCGCCCGCGAGGAAACCGAGGCUGCGGGUUCUAAUGAGUCACCCGGCUUAGCGCUUGUGCAGAACGUGCGCCACUUCGCAUCCUUAUUACGAGCUGUUCCAGUCGUGCCAGGCGGAAGAGUAAAAGGAUCGUUCAAUUUAGUCUCAUCCGGUGUGGUUGUCAAGGGGAUCAUGGAUGCUCUGGCGGAGAGUAGAGAGCCGGGGGGAGUGAGGUUUCUUCAUUAUGUUGGCGAGAUAGAACUGCCAUUGGAUGAUCCGAGGAAGUGGGCGCUUGAGGAUACGCGUGAUGGCCAGCGGGGAGAGGCUGAGGAAUUGUCUCUUGGCGAUUGGACGCGGAGGGCAAGGGAUUUGGGUAUGCAUGCUGCGAUGGCGGCGAUGCUGGAGGAUUUCGGUGCUGCGUCUGGGGGUAUUGCUGUGCCGAGGGUGGCGGGUGGGAGAGGAUAGGAUAAGUUCUUUUCUGUUAUGUUUUUGUUGGGUGUGGAGUUUAAGGAUAUGGGAAUGUGAAAUGUUUAUAUCUUUCUGAUUAUUGAUCAAAUUAGUUGAAUGGAAUGUCUUAUUGAUCUUCUA
This is a messenger RNA of Annulohypoxylon maeteangense, 12195 nucleotides long. RefSeq lists its product as uncharacterized. The coding region runs from base 1 to 12072 and encodes 4023 amino acids. Gene Ontology annotation, molecular function: phosphopantetheine binding; 3-oxoacyl-[acyl-carrier-protein] synthase activity; fatty acid synthase activity. Gene Ontology annotation, biological process: fatty acid biosynthetic process; secondary metabolite biosynthetic process. NCBI's taxonomy places the organism in Eukaryota, Fungi, Ascomycota, Sordariomycetes, Xylariales, Hypoxylaceae. The record is from RefSeq and is a predicted model, not a curated record. The transcript is spliced from 7 exons.